AACACUCAACUAGCUACUUAAUUAAGCCUCUAGGAAGUCGCCAGCAUGAAGAGGGUUUUAUCUGUAUUGCUUUUCAUCUUCUUAAUUUGCUGUAAAGCGCUUCCAUAUUCUUCUUCUGAAAGCACUCUGACCUCAAAAGCAACUGAUGGGUUUGGGAGCAAAGUUAUGAAAUCAAAGCCAAAAGGAGUGUAUGAAGCUCUUCAUUUGGGGAAUGUUGGAAAAGGAAAGGAAGUUUUUCAUCAGAUGAAGAAAGCGAACAAGGGAGUUUAUGGUGGUGGAGAUACGCUUCGUCCAAAGCGCAAGAAGGGUGGAGCAUCCUCCUCCUUAGUUCCUGAAUCUUCCUCUUUGGUGCUUUGGACUUUGGUGAUUGAGUUACUCUUUUUUCUGUUCAUUUGAAUGGUUAAGAUUGAUGGGCGUGUCGCACGAUAAAGAAAAGAAUGUCGAAAGAUGAUACGUUUAUACCAGUUUAUAGAUUCGAAUUAAUUUGCAUACUUAUGUUUAUAUGUCUCUUAGGGUUAAUUUGAGGGCAAGAAAGUGAAACUUUGUAAUUAAAUAAUCUGUUUCUGUCAAUUUUAAUCUUUCCUUAGCUAAAUGAAUGUUUUUCAAAGGUUUGCAAUUAAUGCAUGUGUGUUCUUAAUUUUACCUUUUUGUUAAUAAGGAA
This is a messenger RNA of Pistacia vera, 661 nucleotides long. RefSeq lists its product as uncharacterized. The transcript has 2 exons. NCBI's taxonomy places the organism in Eukaryota, Viridiplantae, Streptophyta, Magnoliopsida, Sapindales, Anacardiaceae. The coding region runs from base 46 to 396 and encodes 116 amino acids. The record is from RefSeq and is a predicted model, not a curated record.